This is a messenger RNA of Penicillium taxi, 2991 nucleotides long. RefSeq lists its product as uncharacterized. Bases 1 to 2991 code for a protein of 996 amino acids. The transcript has 4 exons. The record is from RefSeq and is a predicted model, not a curated record. NCBI's taxonomy places the organism in Eukaryota, Fungi, Ascomycota, Eurotiomycetes, Eurotiales, Aspergillaceae.
AUGCUGACACUGGUGGAUACAUCUGCAAGUGCAACUGACACCAAUUGUGGCGCGGGACCUUGGCCGACUACCGUUUGCGUCAAAAAGUUCAAGCUCGGAGCGCAGGGCAACCUGCGCCACCUGAAUUCCUACCCACUGUAUAUCAUUCUGAUAUUGCUCCGUCCCUCCGACGUGCAUCUGUUCUCAAAAAGCGUAUGUCAACCUCCACCCCCAGUCAUAUAUCAUAUACCAUAUUCCAUACUCAGUACGAUUGACCCUUCCACUAUCACAGCUUCCAAUCGUCCAAAUCAUCCUUCGAUUGCUCGAGUCAAGGGUCGAUCCAACAUGUAUAGCCCACCACGCAACGGCACCGAGACGUCAUGGCUAAAUGACCAGUCACCAUCCAGGGGGUCUGAAACUCCCUCACUCCAGUGCAAAACCCCGGAAAAUGCCACACAUACACUGGUAAAUCCAGCUUCUACGUUGUUGCAGGACCUCUUGAAGGAACAGCGUGCACACCGUGGCUCUCGGGGAGCUCCCCCAGAAGGUUGGGAUGCGAGCAGUAUUCCUCGAAGCCCGGAUGGAAAGCAAGAAGACACUGGCUCAGACAAGGCUCGCAGGGUCAGAGACAUAUCCUCUUCAGGGCAGUACGUUUCGAAAAUAAACUCGCUGAACUUCGAUCUGAAGCUCGAAAUCUUCCACCGUACUCGGCAAGUCGGAAUACUAGAGCAGAAGCUGGAGCGAAUGGAAGAGAUGGAAGAGGAGUUGAAAAGGAUGGAAAAUCUCGAAGAGGAACUGGAAAGCUUUCGAGUAGCUGAUAAGGAAAACCAAAGCCUGCGAGAAACAAAUCAACGUCUCAGAAAGGAACUUCUAAUCAAGGACAAAGCCAUCUCGGAGGCUGUUGAGUGGAUCUGCAAAUUAGAGGGUGAGAUGGAGACUCUCACGAACGUACAGAAGUCAGAUCGACUUGUACUUGAUGGCCCCAAUGCCUCCAUGACAAAUACCCCUAUACAAACGCCUGAUCUGCCCAAGGGCAGACUCGUGCUGGACGGCCCCGACAUCUCCACCCCUAAAGCCCGGCAGAACAUGUUUGAGAUACCUGAGCGAACGUCGUCCAGAAGAGGAUCAGAACAAGGAUAUAUUUCGAGUCCAUACAGUGCAAAGUCCCCUACCUCGCGCGAGCCCAACAAGGCGUUGUCAUUUUUGCGCGCUGACAACCACAGCACUGCCACCCUCCGCAGUCUUUAUGCGCCGGACAAGAAACUAUCCCAUGUCAGUAGCAUGCUCACCAAGGCGGAAAGCCUCCACUCUAUGUCCGAAACAGUGGACCCCUGUUCUCCAAGACUGAGUGUUCUCAGCGAGUGCAGUGAAUUUGAUAUGCCCCAAAUCCGCCAUUUCGACGAGCUGGAAAUUCCAGUAAAAACUUCCUCCAUAUCAGGUGUACCUCCAUCCGAACAAGAAGAGAGCAAGCAGGAUCAAAUCGACAGGUGGAUGCAGGCGAAAAUGGACAUGUCCGAGACCGUGAUUCGACGGCGCCCAACCAGUGCAAUGAGUGCAUUCUCACCUUCUACAAAGCCUGGUCUCACCUUCGGAGGUGACUUAUCCUCAAGCAGGCCCCGCAGCCGCCCACAUCUUGAUGCCUCGCUUUUUGAAAUGCCUAAACUUCCCCCAACGCCUGACACGAUGAGUACUGCUCUACCCAAUAAUGGCUCUAAUGGGAGCAUCGCAACUAGAAAGAGCCCAUAUCCCGAUCAGCAUGUCGGCCAGGUCAAACUUUCAGCUGAUCGCAGCUCUGCCUUUGAACCUGUCACUCGACCCCGACGCAGCUUCAGUGGUAGUGCAGUAGACAGCGUGAAAACGAACUGUGGUGAUACUCCACGUGUCGGCGAGACUGUCGAGUCUCCUACCAUCUUCCCAUUCAAUCAGAUCGCUAACAAAGCCGCCGGUCUUGACCCUGGUACCCCUAACAAUCCCGCCAUUCAAUCCUUCCACGAUGUAUUCAGUUCUUCCUACCCGGGCGGGGAAAAUUCGACAACAAUCACUCCGGGCCAGAGUCCGGCUAAGACCUCGACUUCACAAUCACUGGAAUGUGACUCGCCACCGCUGACGCCCCAGGACUGGGUUGCUGCUGCGAAGGAAGGACCCCGGUCCCGAAAAGAUCGCAACCGUGGACUUCGCAUUAUGCAGCCGCCAACGGAGCCUCAUAUGGAUAUCAUCACCCAAUCUGUCUUCCAUGACGACGGAAGGGUUGUCUCUUAUGACGACGAACCUGACCUACCGGAAAUCCCGACUCUCGAUCUUACAACACUUGAUAUUUUGAAUCAGUCUAUUGCCGAGCACCCCAUUGCACUUGACCCACUGGUAGAGUCCGAGCUUGAACUCGAUCCCGGGCCCCGCAGACGCCUGAGCUUCCGGACACGAUUCUUCAAUCGCCCCAGUCAAAGUGGAGGCCCCCGCCGUCUCCAGUCUUCUCCCAUGUUGGCUGACUUCCGAGACGACGAAGAUGAAGGGGCUCCAUCCCCAGUCAUUCCAAAGACUAGGAUAACGAGCGGUGCUCCUCCACGCCGGCCCACAUCGCAGAUCAUCUCGCCUUCUGCCGAUAUUUACGUCGACAUGCCUUCGAGAUGUGACUUUGGGAACCAGACACUCCAUCAACCCUUCAUGGAGCCGCAAGAUCUCUCCAUGUCUAUCCCGUCGAGCUCUACUUCCAUCUCCUCCCGCCCAGUAACAUCCUACAGCACCACCGCAGAUCACAAACGUCACAGCUCGCUUGGCAUCUUCGGAUGGAUGAAAGGCAUCAGUGGGAAACGCUCAGUUACAGCUACGGAGAAACUACCCGAUUUUUUGAAUCACCCCGCUGCUUUUGACCAUGCAGCUAAUGGGCUUAAUUUCUCCCGUGCUUCUUCUCCAGACUCGAUGAAUCCCCCUGUUGUCCGUCAUCGGUCUGAAGUCGCGAUGGCCGAGGAUGCUUCUCGACGCCCGAGGUAUAUGGGUCGUCGCUCUCGGAGAUGA